Molecule: messenger RNA, 1202 nt
Organism: Anolis sagrei ordinatus
Lineage: Eukaryota; Metazoa; Chordata; Lepidosauria; Squamata; Anolidae
Gene: HMX1
Product: H6 family homeobox 1
Biological process (GO): regulation of transcription by RNA polymerase II; negative regulation of DNA-templated transcription
Cellular component (GO): nucleus
Molecular function (GO): RNA polymerase II transcription regulatory region sequence-specific DNA binding; DNA-binding transcription factor activity, RNA polymerase II-specific
Source: RefSeq, a predicted model, not a curated record
GCGACGGGGCGAAAGGGAGGAGGGUGGGGGGCGGUGUGUUCCUUCCUUGGGUGCUGCCUUAGCAGGCAAUGCAUGGCAAGAGCGCGGCGGGGAAUGAGCGCCCCGUGAAGACGGCCGUCCCUCGCCCGCCCGGGGAGGCAGCGCGGGAGGAGCACCCUCAGCCACCGCAGCCCGCUUCGAGGAUGCCGGACGAAGCCACGGAGAGCGCCCGCGUCUCCUCCUUCUUCAUCGCCAACCUGCUGGGCGCCAAAGAAGACCCCAAGGCUUUGGAGGAGGAAGAGGAGGAGGACGAGCCCCGAGGAGGGGGCCUGGCGGGGGGGAGCGGGCAUUGCGCCCUCGCCUGCUGCCAGUGCCAGGCCUCCCGCCUCGGGAUCGGGCUCCACCCCGCCUUCCCCAUCCCCGCCGCCGCCGAUUGGUACCGGAGGGCCCAAGCCGCCUUCCUCGGAUGCGCCAGCCCCGACACCAGCGACCGAGAUUCUCCGGAGGUUUCCGACGAGACGAUUCCGGAGGAGAAGAGGAAGCGGCGGCGGAGGAAGGCGGCGGAGGCCGGACCCGGCGGAGCGGGGAAAGGGGCGCCCGAGGAGGCGCCGGGCGUGGGGAGCAGCGUGGACGAGGAGCCCCCGACGGAGGAGCCGGACUUGAGCGAGGCGCGGGCCUCGUCUUCCUCUUCCUCCUCUUCCUCUUCCUCGUCUUCCUCCUCCGCCUUGGCCUCCUCGGGGCGGAAGAAGAAGACGCGCACGGUCUUCUCGCGCAGCCAGGUCUUCCAGCUGGAGUCCACCUUCGACGUGAAGCGCUACCUGAGCAGCUCGGAGCGGGCCGGCUUGGCCGCCUCGCUCCACCUCACCGAGACCCAGGUCAAGAUCUGGUUCCAGAACCGGCGCAACAAAUGGAAGCGGCAACUGGCCGCGGACCUGGAGGCCGCCACCCUCCCGCACGCGCCGGCCUCGUCCUCCUCCUCGGCCCAAAGGAUAGUCCGCGUGCCCAUCCUCUACCACGAGGGAGCCUUGGGCUGCUUCCCUUUGGCGCCGCCGCAUCCGGGAACCGGCGGAGCGGGAGCAGGGCCUCCGUAUCCGCUGGCCGCCGCCUUCUCGCCCUUCCUGAGGCCGCCCGUCACGGGCCUGGUCUGAUCCACGCUCUUGCUUCCACGGAUCGGAGGACUGAACCAAUGUUUACCGCCUCUCCGACCAAACUUGGGUCUCUAG